Vicia villosa (hairy vetch) is the source of this 1599-nucleotide messenger RNA. RefSeq lists its product as uncharacterized. The transcript has 6 exons. Bases 1 to 1599 code for a protein of 532 amino acids. NCBI's taxonomy places the organism in Eukaryota, Viridiplantae, Streptophyta, Magnoliopsida, Fabales, Fabaceae. The record is from RefSeq and is a predicted model, not a curated record.
AUGUCUAUUGUGUACAAAAGUUUUGUUGACAGGUUAUGCCGUCAACGACAAAUUCCACCUGGAAGUAUUGCUAUAAAGAAUUCUCGCACGGUCCAUAUGAAACCUGGUUCAAAGAACCCACCACCACCACCUACUCAGAGAAAACAUCCACCACUAAUUCAGACAAGUAAAACACCACCACCGAUUCAAACACAUCCAACACCACCACCUUGGCAGCCUCCAUCAAAGACUCGGAAAAACCCAACACCGCCUCCUUCCCGUCCUACUUCAAUUACUCAGACAAACCCAACACCACCACCGAUUCAGACAAACCCAACACCACCACCGAUUCAGACAAACCCAACACCGCCUCCUUCCCAUCCUACUUCAACGACUCAGACAAACUCAACACCACCACCGAUUCAGACAAACCCAACACCGCCACCUACUGAUCAUCCUCAACCAUCAAUACCGACUUCUGAGGAAUUCAGAUUUAUUCCUACCCCGGGAUAUACUCAUCGUGUUUUGCAAAGUCCUCCCCAUCACACCACAGAAGAGGGCGUUGAAGAAGAGGGGGACCAAGCACUUUCUAAUGAGGAACAAGAAGAACAAGUAGAUGGGCAAAGACCGAAGAUCUAUAUUGUGGAAGAUACUGCGUUAAGUCCAGGUGAUCUUGUUGCCGAAAUGUGCAGAAAAGUUAUAGAAAAGCUUUACCGUGGUACUUUUUUUAAUUAUAGUGAGCUUAAACGCGAGAGAAGAGAAAAGGAGAGAAAGGAAUGGUUCAAUAUGUUUAAAUCGCUUGUAAGCUGGGACCGUUGCGAUGAUGCUAAAAUGGAAGACUUGUUUCAUAAAAGAUGUGCUGCACGACUGCGUGAUAUAUUGCAAAAGGCUAAAGAGAAGGCGUGCAAGCCGCCUUGGAUGGGCGUAGAUACAUGGGUGUUUCUUCUUGAGAAGUGGCAGACAAAAGAGUUCAAAGAUGUCUCCAAACAAAAUAAGACUAACCGAUCAUCAAGUAGAGGUGGGGCAGUCCAUACGUCUGGUCGUAAAGCUCACCAUGAUGUUGCACUUGAAUUGGCUAAAAAACUCAAGCGACCCGCACAUCCGGAUGAGCUCUUCAUUGCCACCCAUAAAAAGAAGAAUGGGGAGUGGGUUGACGAGCGUGCAGCGACAACACAUGAAACAUACGUAAGUAGUCUUACACAAGCCACACAAAAUGGUAACGAUGUAGAUGGCUCAACAAGAAUACAAAUGUGGAAAGAUGUUGCCGGAGGUAAAACACGGGGGCGGUGUUAUGGAGUUGCACAAUUGGCGCACAACGUAAGAUAUGGAGUGAGCUUCUUAACACAAGUGUCAAUUACAAACCCCAAUAGAGAAGCAGAUAACCAAGCCAUUGAGGCUGCCAGAGCUGAAGCUGCUGCUGCACGUGAAGAGGCUGCACGAGCUAAUGCGCGGACAGAUGAGUUGGCAAAGCAAUUUGAAGAUCUUAGGAAAAUGUUUGAUAUGUUUCAGUCUCGUCAGACGGGUUCUUCUAGUGCUCCUUCGAGUGUACAUGUUCAUUAUAACUACUCGGAGGAUGAGGAGGAGGAUGAAGAUGUUGCUGCUGAUGAUCAUGAUCAGUAG